Messenger RNA from Cylindrotheca closterium, 342 nucleotides. The record is from the annotation of a GenBank genome assembly. NCBI's taxonomy places the organism in Eukaryota, Bacillariophyta, Bacillariophyceae, Bacillariales, Bacillariaceae.
AUGACCCCUCCCAACAGAAAUCAUAACAGCUCGAAAGAUGCUUCAGCUGACGCAUCAUCAAGAAGCAACUCGCCGUCCUCUUCGGAUUCUCUGGUCCACAUGAUCCUUUUGGGGGCACCCAGGAUGGUCGAGCUUCCCGUGCCGUUCAAUACAAGGAUGGGCGCGUCCGAGGAAAGACAACAGAGUAACCUCCAACAUAUCCUUUCGACAGUGAUUGGCAUUAUAGAAGACGAUACUUCCUCAUUGCAUCCAAGGCUUCGUUAUGGUGUCGAGUCCUACAGAUCAUCUUUAAUGGGAGACUACAAGCACACAUCAUCAGGUCCCAAGAACAAGAAGCAAUAG